Molecule: messenger RNA, 2725 nt
Organism: Myripristis murdjan (pinecone soldierfish)
Lineage: Eukaryota; Metazoa; Chordata; Actinopteri; Holocentriformes; Holocentridae
Gene: aida
Product: axin interactor, dorsalization associated
Exons: 10
Coding region: 1-915 (304 amino acids)
Biological process (GO): determination of ventral identity
Cellular component (GO): membrane
Molecular function (GO): phosphatidylinositol binding
Source: RefSeq, a predicted model, not a curated record
AUGUCCGAUGUCAACAAGACUAUUCAGAAAUGGCACGCCAGUUUUAGAAAAGGCACAGACUUUGAUUCGUGGGGACAAUUAGUGGAGGCUAUAGAUGAGUACCAAAUAUUAGCACGGCAGCUGCAAAAAGAGGUGCAGUCAACAAAUUCAUCCGACUUCACAGAGGAGCAAAAGAAAACAUUAGGGAAGUUUGCAACAUGCCUGGAGAUGAGAAGUGCGAGUUUGCAGUGCACACAGUCAAAGGAGGAGUUCAAGUUAGAAGACCUGAAAAAACUGGAACCUAUUAUUAAAAAUAUACUGACCUACAACAAAGAGUUUCCCUUUGAUGUCCAGCCAGUGCCAAUGAGGAAGAUCCUUGCUCCUGGCGAGGAGGAGAACCUGGAGCUUGAGGAGGAGGAGGAUGCCGCAGCAGGAGCGGGCUCUCCAGAGGCCUUUCCCCCCAGAGUGCCUGGUACGUUGUUGCCACGGUUACCAUCAGAGCCUAGGAUGACACUACUCACAAUAAAGAUUGACAAAAUUGGGUUGAAGGAUGCCGGGCAAUGCAUCGAUCCUUACAUGACCAUUAGUGUAAAAGAUCUGAAUGGUGUGGACCUGAACCCGGUGCAGGACACUCCUGUGGCCACCAGAAAAGAAGACACGUACAUUCACUUCAGCGUGGAUGUGGAGAUCCAGAGACACGUGGAGAGAUUACCAAAAGGGGCAGCUAUCUUCUUCGAGUUCAAGCACUACAAACCCAAAAAGAGAUUUACCAGCACAAAAUGUUUUGCCUUCAUGGAAAUGGACGAGAUCAAACCGGGUCCCAUCGUCAUUGAGCUGUACAAGAAGCCCACCGACUUCAAGAGGAAGAAGCUCCAGCUCCUGACGAAGAAACCACUCUAUCUGCAUCUUCAUCAGACGUUGCACAAGGACAGCUAGGUCAGGCAGAAGGAGCAUGCCGUCAACCCUGAAGCACCUCGUGUUUUUUUGUUUUUUUAUUGUCUUACAUCAUUCAUCAUCAAGCAAAAUUUGGCGUUCCACCUCAGCACCGUCAGCAAUACUAAUCCAAGGCUGUAGUCCUCAUUUUGUCCAUGGUUGGAAACGGAAGAUUAGGGGAAUUGAGCCAAAUGAGAGUCACAUAAGCUCAGACCAGCAGAUCAUUGUUGCAGUUUGGUAGCUUCAAAUAUCUCUAUUUUUUCUUUGAAUGUGCAUAUCAUACUGCUGUUGCGGGAAAAAAAAGGUUUAAGGGAUUUUAAUGUUUUUACUUGAACUCAAGGUUUACAUGCUCGCUCAUAAUGUAGAGCAGGUUUAAUGGGUGUUUUGGACAUUUGAGGAUAUGAAAGUCGAGGGUUUUCAUCCGACAGCAGCAGCAUGCCCAAAACACAGUCACACCUUAUUUCCAGUCUUCCUUAGCCUUCUGAUUUAGGGGAAGCAACGCAGCCAUGAAUGUUUGGGAGUUGCAGCAGGUGCUUCAUUUGAGCUCGAGUCUUGAUGUAAUUUGAGUCUUAACCUUUGGACUAUGGUUGGUGCACGCUCCAGCAGAGUUGGAAAAAAAAAAAUUAAAUGCAGCUCUGGUGGCUUGGGAAAUACGGGCAUGCUCGGCAAACACAUUCCUUGAACAAAUACAAGGUUUGAAUAAAAAGCAAGCUCUUCACAGUUGCACAACCGGCCCUAUCAGGCCACCAAAGGUGCAUUCCCUAAAUUUUCUCACACUCCUUGAGAAGCCCAGUGUGUAGUCCCAGUAUUGGAUUCAGCAAAGGUGGAGUGUCAACUCAAACUGCACAACAGUGCUGUGACCGAAUUCCUUUACAUCCUAUUUAGCGUGGGGGCAUUUUCAGAAUACAGACUUUUAAAGGAAUGUCAAAAUUUCUCAAACGAGUGUGCUUUAAAUGCCAGCUUUUUUAUACUCUGUGAAUAUUCAUUUCAGCACAGAUUGAGAAUGUGACCCAGGGUCUAUGGAAUUUCCCCAGAAUUCCAGGUGAAAUGCCGACAAUAAACACAUAUCAGUGUUCAUGCUACAGUAUGUAUUGAAUUUAGUACGUCAAAAUAGCCUUUGCAUACAUUUUAUAAAUAUGCAGGUACUAAAAUGGGAGUAGUGUGGUUUGCAUGCUGGAGAUACUGAUGUGUAUUCUGUGUGCAGUGCAAGCGUUUGGUUCAACAGCGCUUCCCCAGAAAGCAGAAAUGAAGUGACCGUGUGGAACUGCUGCAGAGAUGCUUAUCCUCUGCCUGGAAAUUGGUUUUUAAUCUAGUUACUGUGCGGGAUAAAGGAAUGUUUUGGAACACCAUUUUUCAUGCACACAAGAGUCUAGGGACCAGUGCUUGUGCAGGAUUGCUUGUAGGAGACUCACUCUUGGACUGCGGUCUUAUGGAUCAUCUUUCACUGCGGCUGUUACUAAGAAGAGCCCACUAAAUGUCAUGUUAUCACUCCUUUAUAAAGGACUUUUUUUUUUAAUGAGGUUGCACGUAACAUCACUUUCCAUUCUGAUUCUGCCAUGUCCUUCUACACUACAACAUUCUCUCCAUUGAAUUGUUUUGAUUUUAGAUUUUAUUUUUGUAAUGUCAAGAUGUCAGGACUGUAAAUUAAUUCUAAGAUACACUAAUUGAUGACUAUAACUGUGCUAUGCGUGCUAUGAUAUGACAGGAUUGAGAAUUGUUGACAGUAUUUUAGUUUUGUUGACAGAUUGAGGGAAAUUGUAUCAAAUAUUUACACUGCUUUCAUUUCUAAUAAACUACAAAAUGCUGCUGACGA